AUGAGGGAGUUGAUUCGAAAGCAAUACAAGAGCUGGACAUCGAAGGAGGAAGAAGCCCUAGCAGCCGGGGUGCAUAAGUACGGGAGCGGCAACUGGAAAACCAUCCUCAAAUAUUCCAAAUUUGCUCGUUACCUCGCUCGGAAGUCAUGCGGUGACCUGUGGAAGAAAUGGAGGACAAUGGCAUUUAGGGUUUCCAAUGAGAAACUGAAGACCAUGUCUCCCAAGGUAAAGAAGGUUGUGGCUGCCCGCCUGGAGGCCAUUAAUGAUGGGAAAAGCUCUGCUUUUGCUGAAAGAAAAGAGAGGGGUAUAACGGGAAGCGGUUGGACGGUGGAGGAGGAAGAAGCCCUAGCCGCCGGGGUGGAAAAGUAUGGGACGAGCAAGUGGAAGCACAUUCUCGAAGAUCCCGAAUUCGGCCCUGUCCUCGCUAUCCACCCGUGUACAUCUCUGGCGAAUAAGUGGAGGAACUUGACUGAUAGUGUUUCCGAGGAAAAGCUGAGGAGGAUGUCUUGUAAGGUAAGGGAAGUUAUGGAUGCUUCCUUGCGCAGCAAGAUUAAUGAUGAUCAGGGGGAGGAGACCGAAAGGGUUUCAAAGAUGGAAGAAGACACGGAAGAGAGCACUAUGUCAACAAAGGUAAGGAAGGUUGUGGAUGAUGAGGUUCAGAACUCUGCUAAUCCUAAUGAGGCAGUGAAGGAGACGGAAAGGGUUCCGGAUCAUGAGAUGGUAGAAGAAGAUGAGACCCUAAUGAUGGAUGUUGAAAGUUCUGCUGAUCCUGCUGAAGCAGUUAAGGAGAAUGAAAGGAUUUUGAAAAUGAAAGAAGAUGCCAAGUCUAUGCUACUGUUAGCGAAAGAGAUUUGGGGACAUUGCUCGACGGAAGGCACCAAUCGUGUCUCUGCUCCUGCCUGUCCACAAGCAGUGAAGGAGAGCAAAAGGAUUUCGGAGAUUGCAGAAGACAUUGAUCGGUUUUCUGCUGCCCCUCCUCCACAGGCGGAGAAAAAGACCAAAAUAUUUUCAGAAAUGGAAGAAGACACUGAUCGAGGCCCUGCUCCUGCUCCUCCAAAAGCAGUUGAAGAGACCAAAAGGGUUUCGGAGACGGCAGAGGAUACCAAAUCCAUGCUACUGUUCAUGAAUCAGAUUUAUGAAAGAUUCACGCAGUAG
Rosa chinensis is the source of this 1155-nucleotide messenger RNA. RefSeq names its product single myb histone 4-like. Gene Ontology annotation, molecular function: double-stranded telomeric DNA binding. The coding region runs from base 1 to 1155 and encodes 384 amino acids. The transcript has a single exon. The record is from RefSeq and is a predicted model, not a curated record. NCBI's taxonomy places the organism in Eukaryota, Viridiplantae, Streptophyta, Magnoliopsida, Rosales, Rosaceae.